Messenger RNA from Rhopalosiphum maidis (corn leaf aphid), 4977 nucleotides. RefSeq lists its product as uncharacterized. The transcript has 5 exons. The record is from RefSeq and is a predicted model, not a curated record. The coding region runs from base 151 to 4938 and encodes 1595 amino acids. Lineage: Eukaryota; Metazoa; Arthropoda; Insecta; Hemiptera; Aphididae.
UACUUUUAUUUGUUAGUUUUGGUAAAUAUUUACUUGAUUUCACUCAUUGAUAUUGUAAUUUAUUCAUACGUAGUUUGAACAUAUGUAUUUUAUUGUUAAAAAUUGUAUACAACCCAUAAAAAUCAAGGAUUUUAGUUAACAUAAAGAGUUAUGGGAGUAGAAAACUAUGGAUUCUUUUUUUUUUUACUAUCAAAGAUUCUAUCUGUUAAGUGUUUAGAAAACAAUCCUACAGAAUCAAUACCAUAUGGACAAAAUGUAGGAGCACCUAACUCUUGGACUGUUCAACCAGACCAAUCAAUACCUCAAGGAAUGCCAAAUUAUUUCAAUACAAUAAAUCCUAACCUUCCUCACAAUGCUUAUUUGAAAAAUAAUAAUAAUCAACAAUACAAUAACUAUUAUCAACAAUCUUCUGUACCACAACAUUUCAUUUCGCCACAACAAUUUAAUCCGCUACAACAAUAUAAUCCGCCACAACAAUAUAAUCCGCCACAACAAUAUAAUCCGCCACAACAAUAUAAUCCGCCACAACAAUUUGGACAAAACCAAUUGCCACCAAUGCCUCAAUCAGUACACCAUCAUAAAAAACACGUAAAUACAUUUAAGCCACCCUUGACUAUAAAUCAGAAAAAUCAAAAUCAACAGUCUCAAAUACCAUUGUCAUACACUUUUCAAUCACCACCACAGAGUAGUGGACAAGGGGUUUCUCAUACUCACGGGACAAUUGGACCUUGGCCAAAAGAACCUCAGAAACAAUUACCAACGAGCUUGGAUCAAACAAUAACACAAGGUUUACCAAAUUUUGGCCAAGUUAUAAAUAACGCUAUAAAUCAAGGAAACAUACCGUCAUCUUCUCCACCAAUUCCUUCUAUUCCAAAUCUAUCACAAUUGCCUCGGAUUCCACCACAAUUGUCUACAAAUCCAUUAGUCAAAGACAUUUCAACAACUUAUGGGAAUAAUAUAAGGAUUAAAGAAGAAGAAGAAUUACCAGAUUUUGUCCAAGCUAUGGAUAACCCUAAUUACCCAGAAACUUUACAACUAUCUCCUCCUCCAAUUCCUCCUGUUCCAAAUCCAUCCCAAUUGCCUCAAACUCCAAUGCAAUUGUCUACAAAUCCAUUAGUCGAAGACAUUUCAACAACUUAUGGGAAUAAUAUAAGGAUUAAAGAAGAAGAAGAAUUACCAGAUUUUGUCCAAGCUAUGGAUAACCGUAAUUACCCAGAAACUUUACAACUAUCUCCUCCUCCAAUUCCUCCUGUUCCAAAUCCAUCCCAAUUGCCUCAAACUCCAAUGCAAUUGUCUACAAAUCCAUUAGUCGAAGACACUUCAACACCUAAUGGAAAUAAUAUAAGGGUUAAAGAAGAACCAAAAUUACAAGAUUCUGUCCAAGCUAUGGAUAACCCUAAUUACCUAGAAACUUUACAACUAUCUCCUCCUCCAAUUCCUCCUGUUCCAAAUCCAUCCCAAUUGCCUCAAACUCCAAUGCAAUGGUCUACAAAUCCAUUAUUCAAAGACACUUCAACACCUAAUGGAUAUAAUAUAAAUAUUAAAGAAGAAGCAAAAUUACCAGAUUCUGUCCAAGCUAUGGAUAACCCUAAUUACUCAGAAACUUUACAACUAUCUCCUCCUCCAAUUCCUCCUGUUCCAUAUCCAUCCCAAUUGCCUCAAACUCCAAUGCAAUUGUCUACAAAUCCAUUAGCCGAAGACACUUCAACACCUAAUGGAAAUAAUAUAAGGGUUAAAGAAGAAGUAAAAUUACAAGAUUUUGUCCAAGCUAUGGAUAACCCUAAUUACUCAGAAACUUUACAACUAUCUCCUCCUCCAAUUCCUCCUGUUCCAAAUCCAUCCCAAUUGCCUCAAACUCCAAUGCAAUUGUCUACAAAUCCAUUAGUCGAAGACACUUCAACACCUAAUGAAAAUAAUAUCUGGGUUAAAGAAGAAGCAAAAUUACAAGAUUCUGUCCAAGCUAUGGAUAACCCUAAUUACCCAGAAACUUUACAACUAUCUCCUCCUCCAAUUCCUCCUGUUCCAAAUCCAUCUCAAUUGCCUCAAACUCCAAUGCAAUUGUCUACAAAUCCAUUAGUCGAAGACACUUCAACACCUAAUGAUAAUAAUAUAAGGGUUAAAGAAGAACCAAUAUUACAAGAUUCUGUCCAAGCUAUGGAUAACCCUAAUUACCCAGAAACUUUACAACUAUCUCCUCCUCCAAUUCCUCCUGUUCCAAAUCCAUCCCAAUUGCCUCAAACUCCAAUGCAAUUGUCUACAAAUCCAUUAGUCGAAGACACUUCAACACCUAAUGAUAAUAAUAUAAGGGUUAAAGAAGAACCAAUAUUACAAGAUUCUGUCCAAGCUAUGGAUAACCCUAAUUACCCAGAAACUUUACAACUAUCUCCUCCUCCAAUUCCUCCUGUUCCAUAUCCAUCCCAAUUGCCUCAAACUCCAAUGCAAUUGUCUACAAAUCCAUUAGUCGAAGACACUUCAACACCUAAUGAUAAUAAUAUAAGGGUUAAAGAAGAACCAAUAUUACAAGAUUCUGUCCAAGCUAUGGAUAACCCUAAUUACCCAGAAACUUUACAACUAUCUCCUCCUCCAAUUCCUCCUGUUCCAAAUCCAUCCCAAUUGCCUCAAACUCCAAUGCAAUUGUCUACAAAUCCAUUAGUCGAAGACACUUCAACACCUAAUGAUAAUAAUAUAAGGGUUAAAGAAGAACCAAUAUUACAAGAUUCUGUCCAAGCUAUGGAUAACCCUAAUUACCCAGAAACUUUACAACUAUCUCCUCCUCCAAUUCCUCCUGUUCCAUAUCCAUCCCAAUUGCCUCAAACUCCAAUGCAAUUGUCUACAAAUCCAUUAGUCGAAGACACUUCAACACCUAAUGAUAAUAAUAUAAGGGUUAAAGAAGAACCAAUAUUACAAGAUUCUGUCCAAGCUAUGGAUAACCUUAAUUACCCAGAAACUUUACAACUAUCUCCUCCUCCAAUUCCUCCUGUUCCAAAUCCAUCUCAAUUGCCUCAAACUCCAAUGCAAUUGUUCACAAAUCCAUUAGUCGAAGACACUUCAACACCUAAUGGAAAUAAUAUAAGGAUUAAAGAAGAAGAAGAAUUACCAGAUAUUGUCCAAGCUAUGAAUAGCCCUAAUAACCCAGGAAAUGAAAAUAUUUUGAUAGACAAUUCUCAAUCAGACAUACAAACAUUUUUAAAUUCUGAAAAUAAUGAUAAAUUAAAUCCAUUUAAUAAUGUGUUUAAAAAUCAAGAUGAUUUUCAAUUUGUAUCGAAUGAUGCACCGUCACAAUUACCUAUGAAUGUGCAAGUAGAAAACGUGAUAAUUUAUCCACAACCAGAUGACAUAAUAAAUGGUUCGAGUUUCAAUAAUGAUACUGAAAAUUUACAAAGUGGAUUGAACGAUAGUUCAGUACCUUCAUAUUUUGAAGAUACAGAAUUCAAUGAAGAAUCAAAACUGGAAAAAGCAAUUUUUGGGUCAUCACCUCUGUCAGAGAAUGCUAAUAAAGAAAACAAUAAAUUAUAUUCAUUAGAAAAUUUAACAUUUGACGAACCACCUGCAGAAUUGGAAAGUCUAUCCACGUAUGAUACAUCAUUUAUUGUUGACACAGAAAAUUCCAAAUAUUCGAAAAAUAAUAACGCUAAAUUAACUAUCUUCGCUAAUCCUAAUGAUAUUCAUAUACUUCAACAAUCUCCCAAGCAGUCGUCAACUAAUGUUAAUAGUUAUCCAAAUAAAAAUAAUUUAUUAAAUACUCCAUCAACAGAUAUGCCAUUAUGGUAUAUACCCUCAUUUUCAAAUAGCGUUGAUUAUGUUCAACCUUUUAAUUCGAAUGCUUAUAAAAAAUCACCUAGUUCAUUAUUAAGCGUUAAUCAAAAUCAUGUAGUUUAUAAUAAAAUUCCAAUGAAUCUGGCAAAUAGUAAUUAUUAUAAUCAACAAGUUGAUUCUACAUAUAUUGAUCAAAAUCAGAUGACAUCUAAAACACAAUCACCCAAUAUGUUACUAGAUACUAAUCAACCAAGUUCUGUUGACAACAGUGGAUCUAUUUACAAGAAAGCAGACUUAAGGAACCCUCCUCCAAAUACUUAUAAUUCAUGGUUUUUACCAAAAAAAGAUUAUACAAAAAAUCUACGUCCAAACCAAAAUGAUGGGAAUACAAAUUAUGAUGGUAAUACACGUACAAGCAUUUUUGGAUCACCACUAUCGUCUUACCAGAAUAGUAUUCAAGGAAUUUUAAAAUCACCUUCAAGCGAUAUGUUUGUACAAAAUAUGAUAUCCGUAAUUUCAAAUUCAGUUCAAGCACCAUUUGAUGGGACCAAAACAAUAUUUGACAUAACACGUGCAAAUUUCCCACGUUCUCCAGUGAGUCAUGUAAUUCGUUUAACUCAUGCUAUCGUACGAUCUGUAAUGCUAAAUCUUCGGCAGACUUUAAAUACAGUCAUGAACACUUUAUAUGGCCGUCGAGCUAAACGAGAUUUAAAUUCUUUCGAUGUGUUAUAUAAUUUACCGGAUGUCCUGAUUAACAAAUACUCUGACCAAUCUACUGCUCUGCAGAAGACAAAAAAUACAAAUUUGCCAUACUAUAAUCAACCGACUACAACAGGUCAACAACCGGCAGUAGAUUAUUCUGUAAGUCAACCUGCAACUGAAAAUAUGUUAAGGCAACAACAGAUGUACUACGAUAGCAGAACCGAUAGAAAUUAUUACGGAUCACAAAAUGAUAACAUUGGAAUCGUACCACAAUCGGUGAACACUCAAAAUUAUGUUUUAAAUUCUUUGGCCGAUGCGAUAACCUCUGCAGUACGUUCAAAUGUACCUGUUCCUUAUUCAAUCGACUCCCCAGAAGUAAAAGAAUACACACAACAAGUGAUCGUAACUAUUGAAAUAGUGUUCAAAAAUCAGAUUGAUAACAUACUUCGUGGACAAUCACCAACAUUGAAUAUGUACUAAAUAAAAAAUAAUAAAUCAAUAAGAUUAGUUUUUUUUAAA